This is a messenger RNA of Pecten maximus, 5390 nucleotides long. Its product is annotated as 5-hydroxytryptamine receptor 1-like. Gene Ontology annotation, molecular function: neurotransmitter receptor activity; G protein-coupled serotonin receptor activity. Lineage: Eukaryota; Metazoa; Mollusca; Bivalvia; Pectinida; Pectinidae. The transcript has 2 exons. The coding region runs from base 404 to 1615 and encodes 403 amino acids. The record is from RefSeq and is a predicted model, not a curated record. Gene Ontology annotation, cellular component: dendrite; membrane. Gene Ontology annotation, biological process: chemical synaptic transmission; G protein-coupled receptor signaling pathway, coupled to cyclic nucleotide second messenger.
UUUCGUUGAUGUGCCACUCAGUGGAAUAGUGUUACUGCUAUGAUAGUCGCCGUGUCUCCUCAGACAGAAGGUUUACUAGGCGGUGUGAUGGUGUUACCAUUCCAGCAUCAGCUACAGAGGAGGACAUGUUGUAGGAGUAGUGGGACAGUCGUGUGUAUAUAACCAGGGUCAUUUAUUGAAACCAAACUAAAACUUAUUGAAUGGAUCAGACGGCUGGAUGUAUAUGUUAUGAUGGACGUUGUGGGGUGUAUCCGUCCGAGCUGGUUAGCUGGCCUGACUUAUGAAGAUAUUGACACAAUAGUUAUGAUAUACUUUACUUCAGGAUUUCAAAAUCGUCAUAACACCAUGAAGAUCAUCUCCCAUAAUCAUCAACUAAUGAACAGAACACUUACACAGUUCCAACAUGGAAAGGACAAUUAAUUCAUCGGAAAGAGCGCCAUCUCUAGAGCUGUACACGGCGAUUCCUCUAUCCCUAGUCACCAUGGAAACAGUCCGGUGUCGGAACUGCUCCCUUAUCAAUCAGUCCACAGCGGGUGUUAUGGAUGUUUCUAAACCUGGAAUCGUGAUAGAUGUUUAUCCGGAGUUUAUCGGUUAUGCUUACACAAUUGAAAGCGUUUUCGUUGGAAUUAUUCUAUUCUUUCUAAUUAUUCUCACAGUGGCUGGAAAUGUUAUUGUACUUAUAGCCGUAUUUUCGAACCGGAAGUUACGGACGGUAUCUAAUAUGUUCAUUGUAUCGCUGAGUCUGACAGAUCUUUUCGUCGGAACAAUAGUCAUGAUACCCGCGGCCCUUAAUGAAAUUUUCGACGAGUGGAUAUUAGCCAGAGAGUUUUGCUCGAUAUGGGUGUCAUUUGAUGUCAUGUUGACCAGUGCCUCCAUAUUGAAUGUUUGUUUGAUAAGCAUUGACCGCUAUAUCGCCAUUAUGACACCACUUAGGUACCGGUCACUGAUGACAAACCGGCGGGCUAUCCUUAUGCUUUUGGUAGUGUGGGGGAUAGCCAUACUUUCUUCAUUUGUCCCCGUGGAGAACGGACUACAUAAUCCAAAUCUGCCAACGCUAGAAAACUUGACGAUAUUUAGUGACCAACCCCAGUGUAUAUUUAUAGUGAGUUUCCCGUACGCGGUUAUAGCGGGAUCAGUGACUAUACUGCUACCCAUCAUUGUAGCCCUCACUCUGUACUGGAGGGUGUCCAAUGAGGCUAAACGACAGGCUUUUCUUGUUGGUAGCCUGAUCGCCGCGGGAAAUGUGCUUCUCGGACAACAUGUGGCUGCCAAACACAUCCGUGAACCCUUCACAAGGAAAGCCACAGUGACUCUGGGCAUCAUAGUAGGCGCCUUCGUGGUGACAUGGACGCCAUUCUUAAUUGCCAAUAGCAUUGACGCAUAUUUACAUGUGAUUCCCGUUAAGUUAUUUACGGCAUUCGUGUGGUUAGGGUAUUGCAACAGUUUAAUUAAUCCCAUCAUUUAUCCGUUGUUUAUGAGAGACUUUCGGAAAGUGUACAAAUCUAUGUUUACGAAGUGUUGUCCGUAUGUAAAGAAGAUAAAGUCCCUCAGAAAAGAUAAAGUAUAUAGGUGCAUUCCUUCUCCAAAAUGUCAACAACGCAAAGCUGUAAUAUAAGAAGCAGUGCAUACACGUUACAUUUGUAUGUUUAAUUUCACUUCAUCAAGAUAGUAUUCAAAAGCAGUAAAUAAUAAUAUUUUUUCAUGUUUUCGCUGUUAAAUUACAUAUUUUGCUUAUGGAUGUCAAAAUUGUCGCUCUAUAUUCGUAAUUACUGGUUUGUUAUUUAUACAUAUACAUGUUCAUGUGUUAAGAGGCCAAUUUGGUCAAGGAUCAUAUAAUCAUACUCUAGUUCAUUCUGUGAUAUUUAUAAUGAUAAUGUGAGAUGGGAGUGACGAAGGUUAUAUUACAUAACGUAACAGUGUGGUAAGACAGUGUGGUACCAAAGUGUGGUAACACAGUGUGGUAAGACGGUGUGGUAACAUAAAAGAAAAGCUAUAUUCUUAGCAUGAGCGAGUGGCGCGAGAGUGUGGGUUGUUUUGUUAAUGUGACAGGAGUUUGUAAAUUGCGCUUUAUUAUUCUGUAACUAUCCAAUCAUUUUAAACACAAAAAUCCUUUUCAUAAAAAUUCCAAGACAGAUGAAAACAAAUGUCCCUCUGGUUAAACAAUAUCAGAAUAGAAAUUAAUAAAAAGUGAUAAAAGUGAUUUUAGGAAUAAGAGAUAAUUCAGCGAACAAGAUAUUCAGGAGACAAUUAAGAUUAAUAUAUAUCAUCAAUUAGCCCCAAAACAACAGAUCGCAGCCCUUAAAUAAUGUUUACUAUGUUAGCAGGCUUUUAAAGUUAUUGUUCUAUUUUGAAUGAUUUAGACAACUAUUGGUAUAUUGACAAAUUAGUACCGUGUUUAGCUUUCACUGUUUUUGAUCCACUAGUUAGUUGAAGUAAUGACAUAAUAUCCCACAACCAUUCGACCUCAAUCAUCUAAUGUGAACAUCAUUAUCUGAUAACUAUUUAUCUGAUAGACCCUCCCUAUGUCGAUAUGGGUUUAAAUAACGCCCAUAAAUACCCGACUUAUACGAAGCGAAAGCGAGAGUCCCAGACAAUAGCAAUAGCUGCAGAUUGCUUUACAAGAUCACAAAUCAAAUUAUCUGUGUACAAAAAUCCUUUAACACGAGGACAGAAAUAGACGUCGUCCCACUAAGGUUAAUAUAGGGUUUAUAUAGUUACUAAAUGCGUAGGCUACGUAACCGCUGGGCGACCGACACACUAAGACUAUUUUUGUAACAUGAAGUUAAUGGCAAUUUGCUGUAAUACCAGCAUCAGUGAUAUUAUUGAUCUAGCAAUUAGAAGGGGGGAAUGUGGCGUUGAAAUGUGUGUUUUAACAUGUACGUGCCGCAUACUAUCGGAUAAGACUACGCCUUGGAUAUCAAACCUGCAUGGUUUGUGAAUGCAAAUUCAUUUUCAACUGUGUUUGUUUGUUGGAAAUACACAUAGAUAAUCUUAAAAAAAAAAAAAAAAAAAAAAGCAUUAUCUUUGUAAUUGAAUUACAAAUUAAAGAAUAUACACUAAACCUUUACAAAAUGGAGCUGGUCACGAGUCAUUUCGUAUAUCAUUUUACGAAUGACCACCAAAGGCAAAAGAUAAUAACAAGAUAUGCAGCAAGCAAUAUAAUAGUUUAAUUCAAAAAGAUAUAAAUAAGGGUAAAUCUACUAAUAUGCGAUUAAAUAAAUUAGUUCCGCUGACUCGGCAGUUUUGCUGUCUGCCACUCAAUAUUAAAGGUACUACAGCUAUUUUUACAAUGGUAUGGCCCAGUAAACUUUGUCUAUAGUAUACCCACACAGCUGGUAACAAAUUGGUUAAAUCGCCCGUGGACAGAACAUUAAACAUUUUAACAAAAGAGGACAUUACUUUCUCUCGAAAGCACUUUUAUGUAAAGUAUGAUGUUAAUUCCGUGAAUCAAUACACAACAUUUACUAGCAUGGAGGUUUAAUCUUCUCUAAUGAAAACAUCAGUUUAAAAUAUCGUUAAAAUAAGGUCUGAAAAGGCUAGCAGUGGUCACAAGGUAAUAGUAUAAUCUGGACCGUUGUCCGAGUUCAAUUAUUCACUUUGCUUUUCCGACAUUAUGGACCUUCUGAGAAGUCAUAUUCCGUUAUAGUGUAUAUACUGCAAGCGCACUAAUUAAUAACUAACUAACAGAUAGGAGUGAUGAUGAAAGGACGUACCAACAUUUUUUAAUAUAGAAUUUGUAGAUAAGGUAAUUAGCGCUAUAAUCAUUUAGUGCAGUGCUUCCACCGCGAAAAUAUGUACGUCUACAGUAAGCAAAGCUGUAUGUAAAGAAAAUAUCCAUUCUUGUAUUUUUCAUGGCAUAUGCAUCGCUUCAGUUUAGACUUCUGACGUCACAAAGGUAUACUGCGAGAAACAUUGUUACACAAUACACUGGAAAAGAAAGGGUUUUCCGAUAUACUGAAAUUUAAAAGCUUAUCCCGUGCUAAUAUUCAGUAAUGAUAUAUGCCGCAGUAAGUCAUGCAAGUCAAACUGGUGAUAUUGCUGUAACGAAAAGUCGAACUGUCAAUGUUCUUUUAGAAAACUAGCGUUUGGGUUAUCACUUAUUCCGUGAUUCAACGGAAGCAAAAUUCAUAUUAACCGUUGAAAGCGAAAUGCUGUGACCUCAUAGUUGUAGACAGUUAAAUCGUUAUUACAUCACGUGAUAACUUAUAGGACUCCGAAAUAAAGUAAUUUAACUCAUUAAUUGGGUUUUCGCAACAGGCCCGUUUCUAAUAGUUGACGCCAAAUGUCUUGAGUUUGCGAAAAACAAAAAUAAACCUAGAUUAUUUUAAGCUUAAAUUCAAUUUCAGUUCUUAUAAUGAUAAUUGAAUAUGUUCAUGACACAAAACCACAAUUACUUUAUCACAGUUCCCGCAGGCGGUAUACGUGUAUAAAUCGGGCAGCCAAAUUAUCCGUAUUUUGAUAACUUCUCCGCCAUUGAACCGCCAACAAAUAAUUGAGAUCUGAGAGUACAGUUGUUCUUAUAUAACUAGAGGAUAUGGUUAACGUGCUAUACACAGUGAACACGAGGAAUAUAUAGCCUAUCGCUAAUAUAUAUCACGCGAGUAACAGACAAUUGUAGUAUGGGAACAAAUAUUUCAUUUUCAUUAUACAAAAUGUCAUUACAAACAGCAUGACAUAUUUUAUCAAGCUUCACGCAAUUAUUUAAAAAAAAAUCUAUUUCAGACGAAUCAUUAUUUCAGAAAUCUUAAAAGUGUGACCAUCUCGGAAUUGAAAUAGAGAUAUGCUAUAAUAGAUGAUAAAGGUAAACCAAACAUCAGGUAUAACAGUUUGAAAGGUUUCUAUGAGAACUUUAAAUGUUUCUUUGUUUUAUUGAGUAAUUUCAUCUGCAUCAUAACUCUCAAGGUUAGAUAAAUGUUAAUAAAUAUUCAAUUCACAAACUAAGAAAAAGUUCAUAGACGCAUUUAGAUUACUGUGUAUGAGAAUGGUGUGUGAGGAAGAUUAUGAGUGUGUAUAUGUAUGUGUGUGAGUAUAUGGAAUGUAUUUGUUGAGAGGUCACCCAGGCUUAUCUAGCAAAGUGAUGCUUUAUUGAUAAUGAGAUCAGAUGAUGCCUGUUUUGAAUUUAUAUUAUCACAUAUAAACGUUUUAAAAGGCAAUAUUUGUUUCAUACUGCGACCAUGACAAAGUGUAGGAGAUGUUUAAUGGUGUUGUUCCAGUAGAGCGACGUCUAUGCCAUGUUGUGAUCAUAAUAAAUUGUUCUAGUCUUUCAUUUGGUUGUACUGGCGUCCAUAUAUACACACUAAUCCCUAGUGUAUCGUGAGUAUCCGUCGUUAUGUUGUUAUCCAAGAAACAAUGAUAAACUGACAAAAAUAUAAUAAAAUGCCAAAAAUUAA